AUGAACAGAAUAACAAAUGUUCGAACUUAUGCAGCCAAGGUAGCACGUUUGUUCGGGUACGCAGUGUACUGGAAUUGCGUUGCCCAUUGCGUCCUGGAAUACAUAGGGGAUUUUGUAAUAUGCGUAGGUCCAUCUAUGGAGCCAACAAUUUAUUCAGAAAAUGUAGUAUUUACGGAACAUUUAAGUGCACAUCGCCAAAAAAUUAAAAGGGGUGACAUUGUCAUUACAAAAAGCCCAUGUAAUCCAAAGCAUUACAUUUGUAAGAGAGUGAUUGGUAUUCCCGGAGACAAAGUUUGCCACAAGUUUUUUUCAUCAUAUGUUCCUAAAGGACAUGUGUGGUUAGAAGGUGAUAAUAAAUAUAAUUCAUCAGAUUCUAGAAAUUAUGGGCCUGUGCCACAGGGACUCAUUAAAGGAAGGGUAGUAUGUAGAAUUUGGCCGCUAGACAACAUUAAAAUGUUAACAAGGCCAACAAAAACUAGUUAUUGA
This is a messenger RNA of Pediculus humanus corporis (human body louse), 486 nucleotides long. RefSeq names its product mitochondrial inner membrane protease subunit, putative. NCBI's taxonomy places the organism in Eukaryota, Metazoa, Arthropoda, Insecta, Psocodea, Pediculidae. Bases 1 to 486 code for a protein of 161 amino acids. Gene Ontology annotation, molecular function: serine-type endopeptidase activity. Gene Ontology annotation, cellular component: mitochondrial inner membrane peptidase complex; membrane. The transcript has 3 exons. The record is from RefSeq and is a predicted model, not a curated record.